CCCAAACCCGGAUAUUCUUCUAUAUAUACUCCCUUAGGGAGUUCUUGUAAACCUAAUUUCACAAUUCACUAUUCAUUCAUCUUCUUCCUCACAUUAGCUCAAAUCUCUCCAUUUUAAUAUACUUUGGAUACCCUAUAAUCCAUCAAUGGUGCUCUCGUUGAGAGAUUAGAGCAAAAUCAAGUUAGAUUUCUCCCAAAAAAUCUCCAAAAAUUCAUCCAAAAUACCAGAAACAUUUCUGCCUAAACUGUUCUGGGAAAAUUCCAGAAAAAUCAGCCUGAAAAUAAAAAAAAACAACAAAAAAGCGUCUCGGAUCUCUCGCCGGAGACAUCCUCGCCGGAAAGAUCUGAACCGCCGAGCACUGCCGACCCCAUCUGCCCUCUGCCGGUGCACCUGCUGAGGUUUGGGACGUCGUACCCGGCCUCGUCGCCAUCGUUCCGAACCCAGCACCGUCGUCGCUCAAGUCCUGCCGGUUCCCGUCUAGAUCUGCGCCCACCUAUUUGUCCGCAGCGUGGUGGAGGUUGAUGCUCAACAAAUCACCUCCGGUAUCCUGUUGGUUGCCUUCGCCACUAGAGGAUCGGACCUGGGCCACUCCGUAGUCAUCUGACUCGGUCACUCGAGCUUAAGCUUAAACACCCGCCAUUAAUGGCAGCCAAGAGCUUCGGGAUUGACAUGACGUGAACAGGUGCACGCGAACAGGACGCGAACAGGACGCGAUCUUCCGGCAGGCGGAGGGACUCUCACGCCGAAUCUAUCUCCGCCGGAGGGUCUCACCGCCAUCUUCCUCAGGAGCUGUGGACGACCCCCUGGGCAAACUACGGUAGCUACGUGCUAAUUGAUCUGCGACAGUUUGGCCUCUUGCCAAACGUGGAAGGAGCCACAGGCAAAGGACUAGGUCAAAAUUGUUGAUGGAGCUGCCCAAUGAGGAAUUAAGACCCAAUUUCUACAUGGGUCCAUCAUUUCAGCCCAGGCAGCCCAUUACUUCAACCCCAAGAUUAAUUCUCAAAAGCUGAUGGCCUCAAUCACAGCAACAUAUUUCAGCCCAUUAUUUUGGCCUAAAUAAGAGCUAAGUGCCCAAUCCUCCUAUUUAUACACUUACAAUAUUUAUUAAGUGAUAGUAGUAUAAUUAUUACUAUUAUUAAUUAUAUUAUUUCCACCACUAUUAUGGCGGGUUAAAAACCCCCAAGGUGGUGAAGACCAUUAUGAGGGAUUAAAAUUUCCCGAGGUCGCUAAUGAUGCAUUAUUAUUGGCAUUAUUAUUUUUAUCAUCACCAUUAGAGCGGGUUAAAAACCCCAGAGCGGUGAACCCGAGCUCUAGUCUACUAAACAUCUUUAUUUGAUGAUUUGAAUUAUAUUUGGGUCAUUCGACCUACCCUAGCCACCUUUAUUUGGUGACUCGGGCAUCUAAAAAUGAGAGCCGCUACCGGCCGCACAUGGCAUUAUGCCCGAGAGCGGUGAACGGUACACCUCGUUCUCCGAGACGCUAAUCGCGUCGCCCAAAAGCCGUUGCCAUGAACAACGCACCUAUUGUAUUCCGCUUAUUUUUUGGAAAUGUAAGUAGAAGAUACCACUUGUCGUAUCAGGAGCCUUCGAGCGAAAGGCUCAGGUCUGCUCCACUUUGUAUUUUGUAUCAGCGAAAGGCUCAGGCCCAGCUGAGAGAGCACGUCGUAUCGGCCCCUUAGAGCGAAAUGCUCAGGCAGGGCCGACGAUGUCCCCAGGACGACGGGCCCGCAAACUGCCCCCGUCUUGAAAUGGGAAGUUCACCGCGUCGUCCACGCGCCGGAUCGCAGGACGACAGGCCUGAAAUCAUGGCCGAGGUGACAAAAUCCCCAAACUCAGGGUCGGGCAACGGCAGCCGUUGGAAACCAACCAAAAGUCUAGCCCGCGUCAUAAAUAGGCGACGGGAACCCCCUGAGAUCACGGACGUUAUAAACGAAGUCCGAACCGGCCGAAGGACUAGCGACCCCUUCGGCCGAAGCCUGAAAGAAGGACACUCCCUGAAACGGGGAACGAAAAAAAAAGGGAAAAGAAAAGGAAAAAGAAAAAAUAAAAGAGGGAAGCUGAGGACCGCGCGCACUCGCCGGCCUCGAGCAACAAAAAAUGAAAUCCCCACAACAAUACUAAGUACAUAUCAGGCAAAUACUACACAUUAUGGACGAAGCAAGACCAUACAUGCGGAUUUGACGAGCGCCCAGCGCCGUCCAUCAUCUGAGACGAGCGCCCAGCGCCGUCCAUCAUCUCAGACGAGCGCCCAGCGCCGUCCCUCAUUUCAGACGAGCGCCCAGCGCCGUCCAUCAUCUCAGACGAGCGCCCAGCGCCGUCCCUCAUUUCAGACGAGCGCCCAGCGCCGUCCAUCAUCUCAGACGAGCGCCCAGCGCCGUCCAUCAUCUCAGACGAGCGCCCAACGCCGUCCAUCAUCUUAGACGAGCGCCCAGCGCCGUCCCUCAUUUGUUAGACGAGCGCCCAGCGCCGUCCCUCAUUUUCAGACGAGGGCCCAGCGCCGUCCCUCAUAUUCAGACGAGCGCCCCGCGCCGUCCCUCAUCUCAGACGAGCGCCCAGCGCCGUCCAUCAUCUCAGACGAGCGCCCAGCGCGUCCAUCAUCUCAGACGAGCGCCCAGCGCCGUCCAUCAUUUGAGACUAGCGCCCAGCGCCGUCCCUCAUCUCAGACGAGCGCCCAGCGCCGUCCUUCAUUCUUAGACGAGCGCCCAGCGCUGUCCCUCAUUUUUUAGACGAGCGCCCAGCGCCGUCCCUCAUUUUCAGACGAGCGCCCAGCGCCGUCCCUCAUUUUUUAGACGAGCGCCAGGCACCGUCCCUCAUGUUCAGACGAGCGCCCAACGCCGUCCCUCAUUUCAGACGAGCGCCCAACACCGUCCCUCAUCUCAGACGAGCGCCCAGCGCCGUCCCUCAUCUUCGGACCAGCUCCACCGUCCUACAUGUUCGGUCCAGCGCCAACGCCUUGCCACGUUAUCAUAUUAUAGGACCGGCUCCUCAUCGCCGUUGUCCUCACAUCACGACCGGCCCCUCGGCCUCGUCGUGACCAUCUAUCUCAAGACCGGCUUCCUCAGCGCCACGAGUCUUGAGCCAGCGAUCGGGCUCGCCAUCCCUUCCCGGAUGGUGAUCAUCGCCUCUAUAUGAUGAUCGGCUUCACCAUCGCCUCGUCAUCAUUAUUUGUAGGCCUCUGAGCCACAUCUUGCUCCGUCAUCUUUAUUUGAUGACGCGAAGCUUAGUUGCAGGCCCAUCGGGCAUAUAUCGCCUCGUCAUCUUUAUUUGACGACGCGAAGCUCAUUUACAGGCCCCUCGGCCGCACCAUCACCCCGUCGUCUUUAUUUGACGACGUGGAGCUCUUAUGGAGGCCCCUCGGCCGCACCAUUGCCCCGUCGUCUUUAUUUGACGACGUGGAGCUCUUAUGCAGGCCCCUCAGCCGCACCAUCACCCCGUCGUCUUUAUUUGACGACGUGGAGCUCUUAUGCAGGCCCCUCGGCCGCACCAUCACCCCGUCGUCUUUAUUUGACGACGUGGAGCUCUUAUGCAGGCCCCUCGGCCGCACCAUCGCCCCGUCAUCUUUAUUUGACGACGUGGAGCUCUUAUGCAGGCCCCUCGGCCGCACCAUCACCCCGUCUUCUUUAUUUGACAACGUGGAGCUCUUAUGCAGGCCCCUCGGCCGCACCAUCGCCCCGUCGUCUUUAUUUGACGACGUGGAGCUCUUAUGCAGGCCCCUCGGCUGCACCAUCGCCCCGUCGUCUUUAUUUGACGACGUGGAGCUCUUAUGCAGGCCCCUCGGCCGCACCAUCGCCAUGUCGUCUUUAUUUGACGACAUGGAGCUCUUAUGCAGGCCCCUUGGCCAUACAUCGCCUCGUCGUCCUUAUUCGACAACAUGGAGCUCUCGUACAGGCCUCUCGGCCCAUCGGCCUUACGUUCUGGUCAUCUUUAUUUGAUGAACCAGACAUCAUAUUGUGGACGGUCGCUCGACCCAUCCCUUAGUCAUCUUUAUUUGAUGACUAGGACUACUGAUCAUGAUGAGCUACCCACAUCUAGAGAUCGGCCUCGACCAUCCCCCCAGCGGACGGGCACCGUUGCAGCUCCAUCUCCAGGCCGAAGGGUUUGCACCUUUUGUUUCAUUUUGGGGGCAUCCGGUGUACUCUUUUUCCCUCAUUAGGAUUUUUUCCCACAGGGUUUUUCCUAAUGAGGUUUUUAACGAGGCAUCUCCCCAUCGUGGAUCAAAAGGUGUCAACCCUCGGCCCCCUGUUGAAGACAUCAUCCGACACGCAUUACUCUACUCCUCUUCACCUCAUUACACUCGCCUCAAGGAGUGGGGGACUGGAAGAGCGGGGGACUUAGCGCCUCCGUUAACUAAAGAAGCAGAAAUUCAAAUUUUUGUUCAUGAAGUUUACUCACCAGACGUCGACAGAUCAGCACACAGUUCUACUCUCUUUCGCCUCGAAUACUCUCGACUCAGAGAGUGGGAGACUCCUGAUAGAGUAUAUAGACUCGGACCCCCCGGGUCUCACGACUAUUGGACCCGGACAGUGGCCCACGUACACUCAGCUGAUAGCAUUUUCAUUAUUGUACAUUAUUAUUAUUAUUCAGGUGUUCUAGAUUAGCCUUUUAUAUUAUCAGUCCAUUUAUGUAACCGAGUCUGUCAGGCCCAUAUUAGAGGCCCAGACCCGGAUAUUCUUCUAUAUAUACUCCCUUAGGGAGUUCUUGUAAACCUAAUUUCACAAUUCACUAUUCAUUCUUCUUCUUCCUCACAUUAGCUCAAAUCUCUCCAUUUUAAUAUACUUUGGAUACCCUAUAAUCCAUCAAGUAUAAUAGAUUUAUAUGAUUGGAUAGUUAAUUUUUUUCAUAAUUCAACAUAUAUAUGCAGUCAUUUCAAUCAGUAUUUCGUCAAUUGCAAUAUAUUUAAUUGAUUCAACCAAUUUUACCAAACAUGAUUUAGAGAAAUUAAUAAUUGAAAUUUCUCUAAUUAAUUGCACCUUUUAGAAGACUUAGAAAACAGUUGUCCCAAAUUCUUGCCUCUAUAGGAUGUUUUUUACUUGGAAAAAAAUUGUCUGUUCUGGUCUGUUCUGAUCUGAUAUGAUAAAUGUCUGGUCUAUGUGCAUUUUAUAACUAUCCAAGUCUCGUUUGGUCUAAACUGAACUGGUCUAGUCUGAUUUCAUCUGAUUUGAUCUUGGACUAAAAACAUUCCAAGUAAAAAUAUCCCAAAUCAUAUAUUAGGGGGUGACUAUACUUUUGUAAUAAACGUUUAUAGGCGACCCUAAAAAGAUAGCUUCAAAUAAGACUUUUAGGGGCAAUUAUGCAUUUAGAGGCAACUCUAGCUAAAAGGGUUGUUCCAAACAAUACUCCGUACAUUUUAGUGACAAAGAAACUACGAUUGUCUUGUUCCAAAUAAUACCUUUUAAAAAUAUGUUCUCUUCGUCUGAUCUGAAUGUUUCUGAUCUGAAUUUUUUAAGAUCUGAUCAUAUUUGAUUUGAAUUUUCUGAUAUGAUCUUAAUCUUUCUGAUCUGAUCUGAAUCUUUCUGAUCUGAUCUGAUCUGAAUCUUUCUAAUCUGAUCUGAUCCGAUCUGAAUUUUUCUGAUCUGAUCUUAAUCUUUCUGAUCUGAUCUGAUCUGAUCUGAUCUGAAUCUUUCUAAUCUAAUCUGAUCUGAUCUGAAUUUUUCAGAUCUGAUCUGAAUGCUUCUGAUCUGAUCUGAUCUGAAUCCUUCUGAUCUUAACUUUCUAAACCGGUAUAUAAUAAUAUUAGUACUAAUAAUAAUUCUAAUAAUAAUAUCAAUAAUAAUAAUAAUAAUAAUAAUAAUAAAUAAUAUUAAUAAUAAUUAUAAUAAAUUAAUAAUAAUAAUAACUAUUAUUAUAAUAAUUAUAUUUAUUUAAUAAUAAUAAUAAAAUAAUAAUAAUAGUAAUAAUAGUAAUAAUAAGAAUAAUAAUAUUAACAAUAGUAAUAAUAAUAAUAAUAGUAAUAAUAAUAAUAGUAAUAAUAAUAAUAAUAAUAAUAAUAAUAAUAAUAAUAAUAAUAUAUUUGAUAAUAAUAGAACGUUUCCAAUUUGCUAUGAAUGUUUCUGAUCUGGUCUGAUCUGAAUGUUUCUGAUCUGAUCUGAAUGUUUCCGAUCUGAUCUGAUCUGGUCUGAAUGUUUCUAAUCUGAUCUGAUGUGAUCUGAUCUGAAUCUUUCUGAUCUGAUCUAAUCUGAUCUGAAUUUUUCUGAUCUGAUCUGAAUUUUUCUGAUAUGAUCUGAUCUGAAUUUUUCUGAUAUGAUCUGAUCUGAAUAAAAUAAGAAUAAACAAUAAGUAAUAAGAAUAAGACGAACAGAACAGCACCUUAGUGUCAAAAAAUGACGAUUGUCUCAAAUGUAUCGAGAGAAUAUAAGAUUAGAGGCAACCAAUAUUUUAUGACGUUGAAAAGCCUUUUAGAGGUAAAUUGCUUCAAAGUGUUGCCUGAUUUAAAAAUGUGAUAUGCAUAUUUGUAAUUGAAGCCCGUUUUGUUGACAAAAGACCACGUUUGUUGAAAAACUCGUGCCAAAAGUGUGAUCGGAGACUAAAUAUUUGCCGUGAACGACUUGCCGUAGUCAUUAAAAAAAACCAUGUUUGUGUCUAUGUAGGGAAAAUGACCAAAAAUGACACUGACGUUGUUUAGCAAUCACAGAUAGGACACUGAAGUUUAAACUGGACCAUUUAAACACAUAAGCCACCUGUUUGGGUUACAUUUGGCCACUCUCUAACCGAGCCGUCCAUCUGUCGUUAACUCUCUCCUCCCCCCAAUGAAACGCUACCCAACAAUUCCUCAGCAACCCUAAUAAAAACGAUCAACCACUUCCAGCCUCUCAGAGAUCAUAUAACAACAACAGAGAAAUGGGUGAUGGAGGUUCACGUUCGAGGUGGACUGGUGAAGAGAAAUCAAGCUCUUUCUUCGUUGAAUCAGUGAAGAAGCGAAGCAACUUAGAAUCUGGAACUCCUACUCGUUCCACCUAUUGUAAAUGCAGAAACAUGAAUGAAAUGGUUACAGAAGCUAGACUUUGGACCUCAUGGACUGAUAAGAAUCCUGAGAGACGAUUCUAUGGAUGCCCAUAUUAUAAGAAGGAGGGGUGCGGUUUCUUUCAAUGGCAUGAUGAGCAAUUGACAAAUAGAGCGAAAGAUGUGAUAAAUCAGCUGAAAUGGAAGAACAAAAGGCUUAGGGGUGCACUAUGUCAACGAAAUGGCAAAGGGGGGAUGUUUGAUGACACUGCAGGGCUAGAAUUUGAUACUGAAAGUGCUAGUGCUAGGUUCCCUCUUCCUUUUCACCUUCUUUCUUAAUUGGCCUGAUGUGACAGCAGGGCUACCCUUCCAUUGCAAACCAAGGGCUUUGAAAGGAUCAUGUGGCAUCUCAGCUUGCUCCUCAGAUACAACAUGUUCACUCCUCAUCCCAGGCUGCAAAACCAAGAGGGCACUAUUGAUCAUGGAUUAUGGCUGCAAACACCUGUACAUCCUAUAUGUAUUUUGACGUAUUCUGAUGCUGAUUGGGUGGGCUGUCCAGAUAGUUCUCGAUCUACUACAGGUUUUGCAGUGUUCUUGGUCCCUAACCUUGUGUCAUGGAAGUCCAAGAAGCAGCCUACAGUGUCCAAAUCAUCUACAUAUGAAGAAUAUUGUGCCAUUGCUUAUACAGUACAAGACAUAUUACACAUUAGAUCCGUCCUUUUUGAACCUGGCUUUCCCGUCCAUACUCCGGUACAACUCUUCUGUGAUAAUAUUUAUGCCUCCUAUUUGACGGUUAAUCCUGUUCCGCAUGCUCGAAGCAAGCACAUUCAGAUCGACUAUCAUUUUUCGUGAGAGAGUCGCACAUAAUGAUUUAGUAGUGAAAUAUGUGCCUACUCAUCUUCAAUUUGAUUUUUACUAAGAGUUUAUCUAGUUACCAGUUUCAUUUUUUAAAAGACAACCUGCGCGUUGUAUCUCUCGCACAGCUUGAGGGGGUGUAAUAGCUGAUAUAUUUUAUGAAUCCUUGUGUAUUUAUUAACUGAUAUUUUAUUAUAAAUAUACCUACCAGGGUUCCUAAGAGAGUAACCAUUUCCC
Cuscuta europaea is the source of this 8030-nucleotide messenger RNA. NCBI's taxonomy places the organism in Eukaryota, Viridiplantae, Streptophyta, Magnoliopsida, Solanales, Convolvulaceae. The record is from the annotation of a GenBank genome assembly.